CAAGUGCAUGCUGUCCCUUCAGGAGGCACCGAGGUCGUGCCAUUGGCCGAGGGAGACGUUCGAUUCUCGGUCCGCACGCCACACUCGUUUUCGACCAGUGCCAUGGACGAGGCAGCGCCGCUCUUGUCCGUUCCAGCGGCAUCCAGGCAGCGUGGCGGCAAACAACACGCCGCUCGAUGGUACUGGAUCGCUGGUGUGACCGCGGCUUGCUGUUUGUUCGCGUACGUGGCGCCAUCGCCGUGGCAGCACCAUCCCCAACGCACAAUCUUUUGCGACUCUACUUACCACGAAUCGGGGUACAUCAAACUCCCACACAAAGCCAACGACCAGUACUUUUACUGGUUCUUCGAGUCGCGGGCGAGCCCGACGAUGGACCCACUCGUCCUAUGGCUUGAAGGCGGCCCUGGAACCUCGUCCAUGUGGGCUCUCUUGAACGAAAACGGCCCGUGUUUCAUUGGAGACGACUGCAACAGCACCGAGACGAAUCCGCAUUCGUGGACCAACCACGCGAACAUGAUCUGGCUCGACCAACCCACGGGCGUUGGGUUUUCGUACAGCGGGGGCCACGAUGACGAUCACACCGAAGUUGAUGUGGGGCGCAACAUUUAUGAGUUCAUGCAAGGUUUCCUCGACGCCCAUCCGUCCCUUCGGCAAAACCCGUUUUACAUUGCUGGGCAGAGCUACGGAGGGCACUACGUCCCUGCGGCGGCCGCGUAUAUCCUGGAAGCGGAGGCAAGGGCGCCCCCGAACGCAAGCACUCGCAUCAAUUUGCAAGGCAUCUCGAUCGGGAAUGGGCUCACGGACACCGUGACGCAGUACCCCAUGCUCGUCGAAAUGGCCGUCGAAAACUCGUACAACAUCACGUUGGUGUCCCCCGCGGAGCUGGUCCAAAUGCAAAAGGACGCCGUCGAGCUGACAGCGCUCGUGGUCAAGUGCCAGCUCCCGAAUCAAACGCAGGCAUGCGAAGCCACGGACGAGUUCUGGGACGACAAGCUGCUCGAACCCAUGAUCCACAAUCCAACGCGAAACCCGUACGAUUUUCGCCAAGUGUGCGACGGCGACUGCGACGACCUUGGCAGCGCCAAAACCACGCGAUUCCUCAAUCAGCCGUGGGUAAAGGAGCAUCUACACGUCCGCAAGCCGUACUCAUGGAGCAACAACACGGUCUUGGACGACUUUUCUGUCGAUGAAGAAAAGAACGCAGUGCACUUUGUUGCCACCGUCCUUGCCCGGGGACUGCGCGUACUCGUCUACGCAGGGGACGCGGAUCUCAUCUGCGAUUGGAAGGGAAAUGAAGCGUGGACCAAGAAGCUGUCAUGGGCUGGACAUGACGCGUUCAAUGCGGCGGAUGUCACGCCGCUCGUCGUCAAUGGGGCAGUCGCCGGGAAUGUCCGAACGGCCCACGGGCUAACGUUUGUGCGCGUGUUCAACUCGGGGCACUGCGUCCCCCGAGAUCAACCUGUCGUGUCCGAGGCACUCAUCCAUCGAUUCCUCCAGAAUGAAUUGGUGUAAUGACAGGUUUCCUUUGCCGUGUGACGGCAGUGAGGGAGGCCGCAAUGUCGUCCCCAAACAACGACCAGGCCAUUCGCCCAUAAUAAGUCGUUUAGCGAACAUCGUCGAAUGCAUUCUCGUCAUGCUUUCGUUAACCCAA
This is a messenger RNA of Aphanomyces invadans, 1651 nucleotides long. RefSeq lists its product as hypothetical. Lineage: Eukaryota; Oomycota; Saprolegniomycetes; Saprolegniales; Verrucalvaceae. Gene Ontology annotation, molecular function: serine-type carboxypeptidase activity. Gene Ontology annotation, biological process: proteolysis. The transcript has a single exon. The record is from RefSeq and is a predicted model, not a curated record. Bases 103 to 1512 code for a protein of 469 amino acids.